Cynara cardunculus var. scolymus (artichoke) is the source of this 2094-nucleotide messenger RNA. RefSeq names its product probable inactive receptor kinase At5g58300. The transcript has 2 exons. NCBI's taxonomy places the organism in Eukaryota, Viridiplantae, Streptophyta, Magnoliopsida, Asterales, Asteraceae. Gene Ontology annotation, biological process: protein phosphorylation. Bases 1 to 1929 code for a protein of 642 amino acids. The record is from RefSeq and is a predicted model, not a curated record. Gene Ontology annotation, molecular function: protein kinase activity; protein binding; ATP binding.
AUGAAACUCUGCUCUCAUCAAGUGCUUCAGUCCAUCAUUGUCAUACUUUCCCUGGUGUCUCCUGUGUUCGCUGACUUGAACUCAGAUAAACUAGCUCUCCUUGCAUUUGCUGAUGCUAUACCCCAUGGUUCAAAGCUCAAUUGGAGCAAUGCUACUAGUAUUUGUAGUUCUUGGCUAGGUAUCGUUUGUGCUUCUGAUGGCACCGGUGUGUCUGGUGUUCGACUUCCUGCCGUUGGACUCACGGGCCCCAUUCCAUCCAACACUCUCGGAAAACUAGAAAAACUGGAGGUUCUCAGCCUUAGAUUGAAUCACCUCAAUGGAAAAUUACCAUCUGAUUUACUCUCUCUUCCUUCCCUCCAUCAUCUUUUCCUUCAACAAAAUAACUUCACCAGCAACAUUCCAGCCUCCUUUCCUCCCAAUAUGAGCGUGUUGGAUCUCUCAUUCAAUUCCUUUUCUGGCAACAUCCCUGAAACAAUCCAGAACUUGACUCAGCUAACUAGAUUGAACCUCCAAAAUAACUCCCUUUCGGGUUCUAUUCCCAAUAUCACGUUCUCAAGGCUCAAAUAUCUGAACAUAAGCUACAAUGAUCUCAAUGGUAGGAUUCCAUCUUCCUUCCAAAGUUUCCCAAAUUCGUCAUUUAUGGGGAACUCUUUCUUAUGUGGACUACCUCUAAAUCCUUGUUCACCAAUACUCCCCCCUCCUCCUCCUCCUCCUAAUCCUACUCCUCGUCCUUCUUCCCCUGCACCUAGUGUGGGCCCGCAACAAAAAAACUCAAAGAAGCUUCCAUUAUGGGCUAUCAUCGCCAUAGCGGUUGGAGGUGUAGCACUUAUACUUUUGGUUAUUAUUAUUUUUUUCUGCUGUUUGAAGAAAAAGAGAAGGAAUACAAGCAGUGUGCGAAAAGGGAAGUCUUCUUCUAUUGGUGGAAGGGGUGAGGAGCCUAGGGAAGAAUUUGGUGGUGAAGUACAAGAGCCUGAAAAUAACAAGAUGGUUUUCUUUGAAGGCUGUUCUUAUAAUUUCGAUCUUGAGGACUUAUUGCGGGCUUCUGCAGAGGUGCUUGCAAAGGGUAGUUUUGGGACCGCAUAUAAGGCAACUUUGGAGGAAUCGGUAACUGUGGUUGUAAAAAGGUUAAAAGAUGUAGUGGUAGGGAAGAAAGAGUUUGAACAGCAAAUGGAGAUGAUAGGGAGAGUUGAGCCACACCCGAAUGUUGUGCCUCUUCGUGCUUAUUAUUACUCGAAAGAUGAGAAGCUACUCGUCUACGAUUAUAUCUCAAGAGGCAGCCUGUUGACACUCUUGCAUGGAAACCGAGGUGCGGAUAGAGCUCUAGUAGAUUGGGAAACUAGAGUGAAGAUCGCCCUGGGAGCUGCAAGAGGCAUCGCCCAUAUCCAUGCUUUCGGUGGCCCUAAGUUCAUUCACGGAAACAUCAAAUCAUCGAACGUCCUUAUCAACCAAGACGGAGAAGGCUGCAUCUCCGAUAUCGGCUUAGCCCCUCUUGUAAACUUCCCGCCCACCACAUCUCGUUACACCGUUGGCUACCGAGCUCCCGAAGUUCUUGAUAACCGAAAACACACUCAUAAAUCCGAUGUCUACAGUUUUGGCGUCCUCCUCCUUGAAAUGCUCACCGGAAAAAAACCGCUCCAAUCUCCGGGUCGAGAAGACAUGGUCGACCUCCCGAAGUGGGUCCAGUCGGUGGUGCGGGAGGAAUGGACCGCCGAGGUUUUCGAUAUUGAGCUCAUGAAGUUUCAAAACAUUGAAGAGGAGAUGGUUCAAAUGUUGCAGAUCGGUAUGGCGUGCGUUGUGCUUGCCGCCGAUAUGCGGCCCACCAUCGAUGAAGUCGUUAAAAUGAUCGAAGAAAUUCGGUUAUCCGACUCCGAAAACCGGCGCUCGUCCGAUGAGAUCAAACCCAAGGGCGCGAAUGGUCGAACCCCUUGAUAAUUUCACGGUUACUCCUGUAAGUUUAUGGCCAAAAAACUCCCAUUUUGAAAACCUUCAAACUCAGUUUCCUUUUCUUUCCAUUUUUAGGAAGUUGCAUUAGGAUUAGAUUUAGGUUUUGUUUCUCUUAAUUUGUUGCAAGAUAACAGUUUUCAAGUUGAUUGA